UAACACCUUGAUCUCACUGUCUGCCCUUGCUCUCUUCUGUUUAUCUCCUCUCAUCCCUUGACAACCCCCAACCAACACACACAAACCCAUCCCCUCUGCCCCAGUGGCAAGGUACCCCAGCUCUCCUUACAGGUGGUGAUGCUAAAGGCGCUGCUCCAAGAGAUCCAGUCCUCUCAAGUUUCCAACUCUGACUCUCCCUCCCUACUGGCACCACCCCCCCUCCUGAGGGACCUCAUGCGCCAAGAACUCCGACAGUUACUCCAAGGCCUCCGCCUUAAGGCUAUCAGUGAGGGCAGGGACCAGACCCAGAUGUGGGCCCAGUACAGUCCCAGGGUCCUUCGUUUUGCCCUAGAGGAGCCCGGGUGUGAGUCAAUGCAACAGGAACUAUUCCCGAUGAGAGCCGGUGAGCCCAGGACUAGAAUGAACAACACAGAGAGGGUGAUGCUAACUUCACCUGUCACCAGCUGUCCCAGGGACCUCACUAUCAUCAAGGACCAACUGAAUGUGUCUAACAUUGACCAGAUUGUCAGACACCUGAGAAACCUCCUGGAGGAGGAGUGUCACAUGCUGCAGAAAGAGAUCUCUGAGCUGCAGCACUGUCUGGAAAUGGAACAGAUGCAGGCUUGCCAGCCCUCCAAGGAUACUCUAAUGCCCACCCUGGGAGAGAUAAAGGAUCAGAAGAAGGCCAUGGAACGGGAGCUACAGGUCUCUCUGGGGCCUUCCUGUCUCGCUGUCCAGCACAGGCAGAAGCCUUUGAGGUCCUCCAUUCCUGGCCUUAGACCCUUCCCUUGUCUCCAUGGCUACAUGCCUACACCUCCUUCGGAGCACUGUCCCCACCCUCAAGGUCAGGCAAGCACCCGCCGCUGGGGACGGCAACUUCGGUACAGCUAUUGCAAAGAGACAACUUCCACAUCAGUUUCCAGUGCAGCAUCCCAGGCACCGACCUGAAGGGGCUGCUCACAAAACAGGCUUCUGCUGAGACUCGCCCAUCUGUUGUUGCCUCCAGCUGCCACAGCUCCGUUUCUGCUUCAUUCUCUGAUGAGCUCACAUGUCCCCCAUACCCCCCAAGCUGUGUGUUGGUCUGGUCCCAGCCCCACCCCUUGUUCAGGUCACUGCUAUCUAGAACUGAGUGGCAGGACACCUGUUCUAACCAUCAAAGCCUUUGGCCCCUUCUCCACAUAAGCCUCCACAGAGGCUUGGAGGACAGAGGUCCCAUCCCAGCUUGACUUUUGUCCCCUAGGGACCCAGACAAAGCACAUCAGCAGCUCAGAGACAGGAAUAGAAAUUUCAUUAAAACCUAUGGACUUUAAAA
This is a messenger RNA of Grammomys surdaster, 1312 nucleotides long. It is a transcript of the gene Ccdc24, whose product is annotated as coiled-coil domain containing 24. The record is from RefSeq and is a predicted model, not a curated record. Bases 139 to 948 code for a protein of 269 amino acids. The transcript is spliced from 7 exons. Lineage: Eukaryota; Metazoa; Chordata; Mammalia; Rodentia; Muridae.